AUGAGCAGCGGCCAGCAGCGAGGCGGCGCCGGCGCCGGGCCGCAGCACGCGCCCGACCACAUCAAGCGGCCCAUGAACGCCUUCAUGGUCUGGUCGCGUGGACAGCGUCGCAAGAUGGCGCAGGACAACCCCAAGAUGCACAACUCGGAGAUCUCGAAGCGGCUCGGCGCCGAGUGGAAGCUUCUCUCCGAGAUGGAGAAGCGGCCCUUCAUCGACGAAGCGAAGCGGCUCAGAGAGAAGUGGGCGGGAGAAACGAGCGGGCCCCAGCAAACAGGCUCAGCCAUUAGCGCGGCCGCUUCCGAGGUCGGGCGCAGCGCGUCCGGCAAUAUCCGGCCCGGCGCCGCCCAGCCAUUGUUUCCGCAGCGGCGCGGGGCAGCCGGCAGCCAGACAGCCAGCCAGCCUCUGGGAUUAGACGCGCUCUCCUACCUGUGGCUGCAGCCUUCUUCUCUGCUGUUCGCAGAUGUGUAG
Schistocerca piceifrons (Central American locust) is the source of this 468-nucleotide messenger RNA. RefSeq names its product transcription factor sox-3-like. Gene Ontology annotation, molecular function: RNA polymerase II cis-regulatory region sequence-specific DNA binding; DNA-binding transcription factor activity, RNA polymerase II-specific. Bases 1 to 468 code for a protein of 155 amino acids. NCBI's taxonomy places the organism in Eukaryota, Metazoa, Arthropoda, Insecta, Orthoptera, Acrididae. Gene Ontology annotation, biological process: anatomical structure morphogenesis; cell differentiation; regulation of DNA-templated transcription. The record is from RefSeq and is a predicted model, not a curated record. The transcript has 2 exons.